AUGGAGGAUGUCGUGCACACUGAGCCCAAGAAGGUCGUCGGAUAUUUAGUGGACGCAUUAAGGCCGCAGCCUUUUAACCCCUUGGCAGCAGUGAAAGACCAAUUGAGCCGGCAGUGUCACAAGUCUACUAAGUCGGAUCUGGCAGCGGUCCUGAAGUGGCUGAAAGGUGAACUAUAG
Molecule: messenger RNA, 177 nt
Organism: Phytophthora sojae
Lineage: Eukaryota; Oomycota; Peronosporomycetes; Peronosporales; Peronosporaceae
Exons: 2
Coding region: 1-177 (58 amino acids)
Source: RefSeq, a predicted model, not a curated record